CUUAUUUUUAGUUUUAGAAAUCUUGGUUGAUACGAUCCCCCAUUUUUAAGGGGAGUGUGACAUGCAUUUAUAUAAGAAACUAAUCCAAUAUACUUACUCUACUCUUCAAUCAUGAUUCAUCUCUCACUCUACAUUACUCAUAUUAUUCUGUGUCAGAACAAUACUUAGGCUUUGCUUACAACUGAGGGAAAUGCUUUUGAAUCUCUCUCACUUUAAUUGCUGCUUCUUCCCUUUUUGAUGGAAUAUAUAUAUAUUCAUAGUUUUGAUUGAAGAUAAAUUGAUUCUAUUUAGAAAACCAGUAUGGGAUUUGAUAAUCCAAGAUCUGAGAGGUUUGAAUUUGAAGAUGAUUCUGAUAUAUCAAAAAUUCCAACAACAAAUGGUGUUAAGGUGAAAUACCACAUUGAUGGAACACAAAUACCUGAACCAAGUUCCAAAAAGUCUCAAAAGAAGGUUACAAUUACAGGGAAGAAAUUUUUGAAAACUAGAGUAUUAUCAAGAGUAUUCUCAGAAGACUAUGAAAGAGUAAAAAGAAGAGUAUUAGAUCCUAGGGGACAAAUCAUUCAUCGUUGGAACAAGAUAUUUUUGAUAGCAUGUUUAGUGUCUUUGUUUGUGGAUCCUCUGUUUUUUUAUUUGCCAGUAGUUAGAGAUGAAGUGUGUAUUGAUAUUGGAAAUACUCUUGAAGUUAUUCUUACAAUUGUUAGAUCAAUUGGGGAUUUGUUUUAUAUGGUUCAGAUUUUUAUCAAGUUUCGUACAGCUUAUGUUGCUCCUUCUUCCAAAAUAUUUGGGAGAGGAGAACUUGUUGUUGGAUAUCCUAAGAUUGCUUUUAGGUACUUUCGCAAGGGAUUUUUGUUGGACUUCAUUGCUGCAUUGCCUCUUCCUCAGGUGUUGAUUUGGAUUAUUAUACCAACACUAAGGGGUUCAACCAUGGCAAACACAAAAAACGUCCUUCGUUUUUUCAUCAUUUUCCAAUAUAUUCCAAGGCUGUUUUUGAUUUUUCCACUUUCAUCACAAAUUGUAAAAGCUACAGGAGUUGUCACAGAAACAGCAUGGGCAGGUGCUGCUUACAACCUCAUGCUUUACAUGUUGGCCAGCCAUAUUUUAGGAGCUUGCUGGUACCUUCUAUCAAUUGAACGUCAAGAAGCAUGUUGGAGAAAUGUUUGCAAAAUGGAAAAAUCAUAUUGUGAAUAUGGAUUCUUUGAUUGCCACAGGAUUAAAGAAGCCCUCAGGGUCACCUGGUUUUUAACUAGUAAUGUCACAAAUUUAUGUUCACCAAAUGCUGACUUUUAUCCCUUUGGUAUAUAUGCUGAUGCCAUGACUUCACAAGUUACAUCCUCUCCAUUCUUCAAUAAGUACUUCUUUUGUCUCUGGUGGGGCUUAAGGAAUCUAAGUUCUUUGGGACAAGGCCUUCUUACUAGCACUUUUGUUGGAGAAAUAAUGGUUGCCAUUAUUGUUGCAACUCUUGGAUUGGUUCUUUUCGCAUUGCUGAUUGGUAAUAUGCAGACAUACCUCCAAUCGAUAACAGUUCGCCUCGAAGAGUGGAGAGUGAAAAGAACUGAUACAGAACAAUGGAUGCAUCACAGGCAGCUACCUUCGGAAUUAAGAGAGUCUAUUCGUAAAUAUAAUCAAUAUAAAUGGGUGGCUACACGGGGAGUAGACGAAGAAGAUCUUCUCAAAGGACUUCCAAUUGAUCUUAGGAGAGACAUCAAACGCCACCUUUGUCUUGAACUAGUUCGAGGAGUUCCAUUGUUUGAUCAAAUGGAUGAGAGGAUGCUAGACGCAAUAUGCGAAAGACUAAAGCCUGCAUUGUGCACUGAGGGAACUUAUCUUGUUCGCGAAGGUGAUCCAGUGAACGAGAUGCUAUUUAUAAUUCGAGGCAACCUUGAUUCUUACACCACAAACGGAGGCCGAGACGGAUUCUUCAACUCAUGUCGAAUCGGACCAGGUGAUUUCUGUGGUGAAGAACUGUUAACAUGGGCCUUAGAUCCAAGACCAAGUGUAAUACUCCCUUCUUCAACAAGAACAGUUAAAGCUAUCUCAGAAGUUGAAGCCUUUGCACUCAUAGCUGAAGACCUUAAGUUUGUUGCAUCUCAAUUUAGAAGACUGCAUAGUAAACAACUUAGGCAUAAAUUCAGAUUUUACUCACACCAAUGGAGAACUUGGGCUGCUUGUUUUAUUCAAGCUGCAUGGAGAAGACACAAGAAAAGGAAGGAAGCUGCUGAACUAAGGGCUAAGGAGAAUCUUGUGGCUGCUUCAGAGGCUGAAAUAUCUACAAAACAUGGGUCAGGUUUUGUUGUGUAUGGAACAAGGGUGGCAAGGAGUACAAGAAAAAGUGUUCAUAUGCAUUCUGGGACAAAUUCUGGGGUGGUAAGCUCUUUGCAGAAGCCAACAGAACCAGAUUUUUCUGUUGAAUAAUAAAUAUAUAUAAUAUCCCUCCAUUUCUUUGUCACUUAGUCUCUUUCAUUGUAUUUAUUUGUUUUGAAUAAUUUGUUUAUAUGAAUUAGAGAUAGGAAUUAAAAUUUAAUUUAUAUACACAGCAAAUAGUUUUACACCGAAGUUACAACUGUUAAA
This is a messenger RNA of Cicer arietinum (chickpea), 2568 nucleotides long. Its product is annotated as protein CNGC15c. Gene Ontology annotation, molecular function: voltage-gated potassium channel activity. Gene Ontology annotation, cellular component: membrane. Lineage: Eukaryota; Viridiplantae; Streptophyta; Magnoliopsida; Fabales; Fabaceae. The record is from RefSeq and is a predicted model, not a curated record. Gene Ontology annotation, biological process: potassium ion transport; transmembrane transport.